Messenger RNA from Momordica charantia (bitter melon), 3179 nucleotides. The record is from RefSeq and is a predicted model, not a curated record. NCBI's taxonomy places the organism in Eukaryota, Viridiplantae, Streptophyta, Magnoliopsida, Cucurbitales, Cucurbitaceae.
UUUCAUUUACCAAUCGCCAUGGCCAUGAUGAUCCUUAAUUCUUGCUUCUCUGCAGCAACCCACAACCACAAACCCCUCUUUCCCACGAAUCAAUUUUGGGAUUCCAAUUGACCAUUUUCUUCACUUUCUGUUUCUCUUUUCUCUGAAUUUCUCUCUGUUCUCAAAGUCGUGUGCGUCAUUUUCACUUACGCUGUGCGUUUACUAGUUCCUGUGGAUUUGUGUGCUUUUUCUUCUUCUUUCGUGUAAUACUUUGAAGCUUUUCACUGAUUACAAUCAUGGGUAUCUUGUUGUUCCACGAAUCGUAGGUUCUCAAUUCGGCUUAGUCAAACGUCUGCUGAUCGAUUGGUUCGAAUCGAGGCCUUGAUGAAAAAGUGAUGUUGGGUUUCUGAUUUUUGUCAUUCAUUCCAAAGAUUCUUAUUCGUCGUGGAUUUUGUUCCCACUGAAAAAAGUGUUGGGUGAAACUUUCACCGCAUGUGAUUGGAUCCAGUGGAUGAUCUCUUAACCCAUUUUUGACUCUUGAAGCUUCUUAAAAUGUUGUGGAGAAUCAUGUUCCAUCUAAAACCGAAUUUUGGAAAGGUUCAGUUUGGUUGUAAUCCAGUAUGUUCGGUGUAACACAAUCAGUUGACGAGGACAGGAAGCAAAAGAAUCUGAAACGUUCAAGGCCACUUCCGUACAACAUGACUGUCACUGACUCGAGUGUUGCACAGAGUUUGGAUGAUUCUUUCCUUUUCCCAGUUGAAGAGAUUGUACAAUAUCCACUACCAGGAUAUGUUGCGCCCACUUCGAUAACUUUCAGUCCAGAUGAUAGUUCAGUCACUUACUUGUUUAGUCCCGAUUGUUCCUUGAAUAAGAAGGUUUUUGCUUUCGAUAUCAAAACUUCCAUACAGGAGUUGAUUUUCAGUCCUCCUGAUGGUGGGCUGGAUGAGUGUAACAUUUCACCAGAAGAAAAAUUGAGGAGAGAAAGAUUGAGGGAACGUGGUUUGGGAGUAACACGGUAUGAAUGGGUCAAAUCAAGCACCAAAAGGAAAGCAAUUAUGGUGCCUUUGCCUGCUGGGAUUUAUAUUCAAGAUUUUCUUGGCUCAACACCAGAGCUUAAGCUUUCAAGUAAACCCUCUUCACCAAUCAUGGACCCACAUCUUUCACCAGAUGGGUCCAUGCUUGCUUUCGUGAGAGACGGAGAGCUUCAUGUCAUGAAUCUAUCAAACACUGAAGUGAGACAGUUGACUGUUGGUGCUAACCAAAACAUUGUGCAUGGCAUUGCAGAAUAUAUAGCUGAGGAGGAAAUGGAUCGGAAAAAUGGGUACUGGUGGUCACUAGACAGCAAAUUUAUUGCAUUUACACAAGUCGAUACCUCAAAGAUUCCUCUUUUUAGAAUCAUGCAUCAAGGAAAAAGCUCGGUUGGUCAUCCGGAUGCACAAGAAGACCAUGCUUAUUCAUUUGCAGGAACUUCCAAUGCUGUUGUUCGUCUUGGCGUGGUAUCCGUUGCUGGAGGCUCGAUUACUUGGAUGGAUCUUCUUUGUGGAGAGAUGGAGGAGGAGGAAUAUCUGGCCCGAGUCAGUUGGAUGCAUGAAAACAUUCUCAUCGCUCAGAUUCUAAAUAGGUUACAUACCAAGCUGAAAAUUGUCAAGUUUGAUAUCAAGACAGGCCAGAGAAAAGUUUUGCUGGUAGAAGAACAAGAUUCAUGGGUUAACUUACAUGAUUGUUUCACACCAUUAGACAAAAGUAUCAGUAAAUAUUCUGGGGGAUUUAUAUGGGCUAGUGAAAAAACUGGAUUUAGACAUCUUUAUCUGCAUGAUGGUCAUGGAACAUGCCUGGGGCAGAUUACUGAAGGCGACUGGAUGGUCGAACAAAUUGCUGGUGUAAACGAGGCAACCGGGCUUGUUUAUUUUACCGGAACUCUUGACGGGCCUCUUGAGUCUCACCUUUACUGUACCAAACUAGUUGCUGCUGGGAACACACCCUUGGAGCCACCAGUAAGAAUGACUCAUGGCAAAGGGAAACAUGUGGUUGUACUUGAUCAUCGUAUGGGAAGUUUUAUUGACAUUCACGAUUCCCUUGAUUCUCCUCCAAGGGUGUUGCUCUGCUCCUUGAAAGAUGGAAGUGUCAUUUUGCCACUUUACGAGCAAACAUUUACAAUUCCAAGUAUUGAAAGCCUUCAUCUUGAGCCUCCAAAGAUUGUCGAGGUGCAGGCCAGUGAUGGGACAUUGCUAUAUGGAGCUUUAUAUAAGCCUAAUGAGACGAUAUUCGGACUGCCACCAUACAAAACUAUGAUCAUCGUGUAUGGUGGUCCGAGUGUACAGCUAGUCUGUGAUUCAUGGAUAAACACAGUCGACAUGAGAGCUCAAUAUCUGCGUAGUAGAGGAAUCUUAGUGUGGAAGUUAGACAACAGAGGAUCUGCUCGACGUGGACUGAAGUUUGAAGCUUCUCUAAAAUAUAACGUCGGCCGUAUUGACGCAGACGAUCAAUUGAUUGGAGCGAAAUGGCUCAUCAGACAAGGUUUAGCAAGGGCUGGGGAGAUUGGUUUAUAUGGAUGGAGCUAUGGUGGCUACCUCUCUGCAAUAUGCUUGGCGCGGUUUCCAGAUGUCUUUCGAUGUGCUAUAUCUGGUGCCCCUGUUACAUCCUGGGAUGGGUACGAUACAUUCUACACAGAAAAGUACUUGGGAUUACCGUCUGGGAAUCGAGAAGUUUACGAGCGCGGGUCAGUGAUGCAUCAUAUAGACAAGAUGGCCGGGAGGCUGUUGCUUGUGCAUGGAAUGAUUGAUGAGAAUGUGCACUUCAGGCACACUGCAAGGCUUGUGAAUUCGCUCAUAUCGGCUGGAAAGACGUACGAGCUACUGAUAUUUCCAGACGAACGGCACAUGCCUCGACAACACCGAGAUCGGAUCUACAUGGAAGAAAGAAUCUGGGAAUUCAUUCAGAGGAACUUGUGAGAGUACAACUACAACAUAUAGGGAUGGGCACUAACGACAAGUUUAAUGUCCAUGACUUCGGAAGUUUGAGGGCUAGUUGGUCAAAUUGAAGAUUUGAGACUUGAUUGUAGCAGAUUCUUAGGGAGCUUUUGCAGAUUCCCCACCGCCUUUUUUUUUUUUUUUAAAUAUAUUAUAUAUAUAUUUGGCAUUAUCCUUUGUACUUUCACUAAAUUAAUGAUAUAGUUCCUAAACUUUAGUCUGUAAUGAUUU